Vollenhovia emeryi is the source of this 1217-nucleotide messenger RNA. RefSeq lists its product as uncharacterized. Gene Ontology annotation, cellular component: axoneme; ciliary basal body. The record is from RefSeq and is a predicted model, not a curated record. Bases 234 to 1136 code for a protein of 300 amino acids. Gene Ontology annotation, biological process: microtubule cytoskeleton organization. The transcript is spliced from 4 exons. NCBI's taxonomy places the organism in Eukaryota, Metazoa, Arthropoda, Insecta, Hymenoptera, Formicidae.
GUGCCCGUUGCUUAGUGACUGACCGUCAACAAACGCUUCGCGAGACGGUGAGACUUUGGCUUUGGAGUAAGCGGCAGACAUGGCAUAACUCCCGUCUAAAGGGAGGAUGGCAAAUUUUUAAUGUCACCAAAUCAUUCUACAUUGCCCAAAAUUUUUUAACGGAACUUUCGCCUAAUCAUUAUUCUUCGCUACUGUGGUUACCGAGACUCGGAUAUUUGAAUUUUCCGUCAGAAAUGACAAGAUGCGUGAGAAGGGGGGUUAAUCUGAAAAGCAGCGCUUAUAAUCAAACGGGGCAGAAUUAUUAUGAGCAGUUGGCGGCGUAUAACUCGAUGAACUCGCAUCUACGACGGAUUUUGUUGGCAAGAAGCGUAGUUGAUACGAGAAAUAAAAAUUACUUGAAAGGAAAUCAGCGGUACAAAGUGCCAAGAGCUGACGAUAGCGGGAUUCGUUUACGUCUCGAAGCUACGAAUGAUGUAAUUGACAAAUUGGCCUAUGAUACUCAACAUCAUCCCAUGGACAUAUUAAGAAUAGAUUUAAACGCAAAACAUCCGGACUGUUGUAAUUAUAAUUUAGAUCAUCAACUAAGGGUUUGUAGUAGUCAAACGUCUUACGAAGGAACCGAUCAGAUGGAUCGACGGCAACGAUCGACAUCAAAGAAUCAAAGAAUGAUGUCACCAAUGACAGCACGUUCACCAAAACGUAAAAAGUUGUCAAAUUGUAUUUACAAAAAAGUGUCAAAAUCUGCGCGAGAUAUUCCUCAUAUAGUUGGUCCGUCAACGUGUUUUGCGCGACAGAGAAAAUGUAGAUACGAGAAAGAGUGCUCAGUCCCUUACGCAGCUACUAGAGAAGAGUCAACGAUAUUUAAAUGUCAAUCUCUAAGGCAGAAAACGACCGAUUAUUGCUCGGUGUUUUCGAACCCUUCGCAAUGCUGCGAUUUCGAUUGCGAUGGCAAAUCUACUGAAGAGCUUAUUUGCAGACAAUUCUCGGCUCGAAAAGAGGAGGACAAGAAAUAUGUUAAAUUCGUUUACGACAUUACCAAAGAAAUAAUGCAAAGAGGUCUUUAUACCGACAAAGAACUGCAGGAUGUGUUUAAGAAGCACGUCAAUCAAUAUAGAGGAAUAUUGAACAUGGUAUAAAUAAUGAAAUUAUCAUAAACGUGUAAAAAGAGCAAUAUUUUAAUCUUACAAUUCCACAAAUAUUAUUAUAUCUCUCGACAU